UCUGGGAGUUGAAGUUUACAUAUCUUAAGUGAAAAGUGAUUAAGGUUGAAAACAUUGUCCCUACCUAGAUAAUCGGGAUUUGUCUCUGGGAUCCAUUCUCUCCUGCUCAGACUGAAAUGCCUAUUGCAGAAUUUUAACAAGCAGGUUCAAAGGAAAUGAAAUGAACCGGCAAUAACUUCUCCAAAUCUUGCUUUUAAUUUCAGUUCCACCAGCCUUUUAGCAAGCAGGCUCACAUGUUUCAAAGAUGCUUUCUCUCCACCCUUUCCUUCUCGCAUGUGACUUACCAACUGCCUAUAUAACCCAGAAAUUUCACUCUUCGUGAGCACCACUUCCUCUUUGCUCAAAACUCUUCAUCAGGGAACAGUGGGUAUUUUUUGUUCUCCAGAGAAGUGUCUGAAUGAACCUGCUGUAGCCGGGAAGAAAAACCACCAAGACCAUUGUGGCAUCUUAAGGGCCAAAACGUUGCAUUAAUCCAAUCCCUCUUUUACCGCAAUAAUUCAGUUUGAAGUGGUUGCAUUAUGAGUCGGUGGAAGCCACUAAUUGAAUUUCUUCUAAUCAUGGCUGGAGCAGUUUUUUCUUGCACUGGUCACGUGCUGGAUGGAGAGACUCCAGGUAGGACAACCCUACGACCCACCUCAUUUCUGCAGAGAGCACCACUUCCAGAUCGCUCCCCUCCUUCCAAUUCCCAAGCCACGAUUCGUCCAUACAGUCAUUCACAAGCUUUGGCUAAUCGAUUAGGCCAUGGCGUAGCGCGAGGAAUUCCUUCAACGCCCACAGCUGAGAUGUUAAAGGCAGAGUCCAUCCCACUGACAAAAUCACAGGCUGUGUGGAAACCCAUAGAGGAUGCAAGGACAACACUUUUGCCAUCUGAGCCGCAAACUGAUUGGACCGAAACCCACAAAACAAGAACGGUGUCUCAAGAAACAACCUCAACACCGCCGCUAUCAGCUAGUCGGAGAAAGGCGACUCCUGUUCUGAGCACAACGAAGGAAAAUGCGAAUAAGACGACUGUCUCCAGGGCUACUGAGCAAGACACUACGAAGUUGAGGAAACACACAACCGUUGAGAAGACAAGUUCAGCAACACACAAGAGCAUGACCUCUUCGCCUACGCCAACAAGUCAAACUGGACCAACAUUGGCACCUCAGCCAUCACCCGCUCUGACGGGCACUUACAGUGUUUCCAACGGAACUGCGGAUUGCAUUAAAGCUUUGGUUGGCUUGACGAUGAUUGUUACAAACACAAAAACGGGCGAUCUAGAAUAUUUUAAUAUUGAUCCCAACGUCACACACACGGCAGGAUAUUGUGGAUCUGGUCAAUCGAUGCUCAACAUCUCGUUUGAAGGUGGCUUCGUACAUUUUAUUUUUACUAAGAAAGAAAAGAUCUAUUAUAUCAGCAUGAUUGAAGCUUCUUUGACCAUUCUCUCGCAAGGUUUUAUGUACAACGGAAUUAAAAACGACCACCUCUUUUCCACAUCUGUGGGAAGCUCCUUCAAGUGUCUCAGUAAGCAAACGGUGGACUUGGCCAGCAACUUUCAGCUGCAGGCUGCCAAUUCCCAGCUUCAAGCCUUUGAUAUCGUAAAUAACCAAUUUGGAAAAGAAGAGGAGUGCACUUUGGAUAGAAACAAGAAGUUGAUCCCAGCAACAAUUGGCUUCAGUCUGUCGGGAUUAGUUAUCAUCAUCCUGUUCUCCUGUGUGCUUUAUAGAAGGAAAGCUCACACCGGAUACAGCCGUAUCUGAAUCCCGAAGUUUAUUUAUGAAUGGGUGUAGUAGCAACAAAUGAUAAGAUGAGGAAGAAGGGGAGAUCCUGCUUGCUUUUGCUGUGGCAAUCAGAUGUGCAAAUAGCAGUUGAGCAUCUUUAAGUGAUUUUUAAAUUUCUGACACUUUUUAACACUUGAUUGGAAAUUAAUCAGCUCAAUGCAGGUGCAAAGAUACCGAUUAUCUAUAUACAACAGUAGCAAUAUUUUUAUUUGCUUGGGUGUUAUUGCGGUUUUUUAAUUCACCUGGAUGAAUUCAAUUAAGAUUAGUAGUACUAAUGUGUAUGUCACAUCAGACAGAUCUGUCUGCGGUAGACACAUUGUUAGAGGUGCUUAGGCAAAACCUUCAACAAACAUUAUGUUCUGAACUUUAAUAACUUUAACCCUUUGGAACAAUCUACCAACCUCCGGACUUUUCGUCGGGCCCUAAAAACUCAUCUCUUUCAGUUAGCCGGUCUCUCUUGAUUUUAUGAUUUUAUGGUUGGUUUUAAAUUUUGAUAUGGAUUUUAAAUUGAUAAAUUUUAAACUAUGGGCCAAAUUUAAUUAUUUUAAAUCUAUUUUUAAUCGUACUUUAUGUAUAAAUGUUUUUAUUUUGAC
Molecule: messenger RNA, 2353 nt
Organism: Pantherophis guttatus
Lineage: Eukaryota; Metazoa; Chordata; Lepidosauria; Squamata; Colubridae
Gene: LAMP3
Product: lysosome associated membrane protein 3
Biological process (GO): establishment of protein localization to organelle
Cellular component (GO): late endosome membrane; lysosomal membrane; plasma membrane
Source: RefSeq, a predicted model, not a curated record